AUGGGCCGUCCAAAGCGGAAUGUCAUCGCCGCGGCCGAUGAGACGUCUACACCGCCUUCAAGCUUGACCAAUACUCAAUCGAUUGCCCGUGUCGUCAAGGCGGAAGGAAACAGCCUUUAUACCUGCUCUCUCCCAAACGAUAAGACGGUCCUCGUGGAACUCCCGUCACGAUUUCGCAACGCGAUCUGGAUGAAGCGGGGCGGAUAUGUUCUGGUCGAUACCAAAGAUGCUGAUAUAAGGCAAAACAAGAUCGGCGGCGAGAUCAUAAACGUCGUCCGUGACGAGCAUAAAUGGCGAAAGCAACCGUACUGGCCCAAGGAAUAUCCGAAGACCGCUGUAUAUGUCGACUCGGAUGAGGAGGAAUCCACAGUUGGCAAGAUGCCCCCGUCUGACGAUUCAGAAGAUGAAUGA
Venustampulla echinocandica is the source of this 411-nucleotide messenger RNA. RefSeq names its product putative eukaryotic translation initiation factor eIF1a-like protein. The record is from RefSeq and is a predicted model, not a curated record. The coding region runs from base 1 to 411 and encodes 136 amino acids. Gene Ontology annotation, cellular component: nucleus. Gene Ontology annotation, molecular function: translation initiation factor activity; RNA binding. Gene Ontology annotation, biological process: translational initiation. NCBI's taxonomy places the organism in Eukaryota, Fungi, Ascomycota, Leotiomycetes, Helotiales, Pleuroascaceae. The transcript has 2 exons.